ACAACAACGGGUUCCACCGACCACCGGGCCGGGUUCCGUGCCCGGAUGGCGCUAGGGUACACCCCGAACACAGGUGGCCGGCCAGCCACCGAAGGGACAGUGCCCCGUAAGCGAAGACCCCGGGCCGUUGGUGAAGUGUUCGUGUCCUCGACGUCCUCCGUGUAUCUGUGCGAUCCUGCCCACCCGCCGGAAGUGCCGGUGGACAGCGGUGACGUUGCGGGUGCCACCACUCGACGCCGUGCUGCCGCUAAAAGCGGAUCCAAAGGAUCCCCAGGCGGCCGACUGGAUCCGGUGUACGAAAAUUGCGUCCCAUCCCACGAGUCACGGGUGACGCGUCCCCGACCCCUAACCUCACUGUGUGCGGUACGAGUCCGGCAACCGGACAAUCGGGGGGCCGGGUUGCCAUCUAAAACUCCGGACCACCGACCACCGGAUGUGCCGCCGAGAAGGAAGCACGCGGCCAAAGUGGCCACCCCACAACCUGUGAUAGCGAGCGAAGGCGGCGAAGGGGAUAGUAAUCGGUUUGAGCUGCAGCUGGUGUCCGCUUUUCUUGUCCAGUUCUCGUGGGUGGUUCUCGCGGUGGUCGCAGUGUGUUCCGUGGCGGCCCUACAAGCCCCCAACCCGGCCCAGUGCGUGGAAACGUCCGAAGGUUACUGUGUGGUGGAAAAUGUAGUGGCACCGCCGCCAUACGGACCGUUUCCGCCGAAUGCGACGGCCGUCUGGAUUCGCAACAGCAGCCUACCGACGGUCGAUCGCUCCCUGUUCGCGGCCCUGCCCACGGCCGAAAGCCUGAUGAUACACCGGCUUCGGGUGGAGCACCUCUCACUGGACGGUUGCCCCCGGCUGGAGGUCCUGUUCGCGAGCUACAACGCGAUCAAACGGAUCGACGCGGUAGAAGGAUUACCUCUGCGGCAGCUACACCUGUACCAGAACCGACUCACGGACAUUGGAGGUGUGCGCCGGCUGACAGCACUCGAGCAGCUGUAUCUGCACGAAAAUCUGCUCGAAUCGCUCGCGCUCGAGCAGCUGGCACCGCUCGGGAAGCUAAAAAUCCUGACACUCCAGCGCAAUCGACUGACCACACUCGGCGGGGUGCGUGAUCCGCCCCUGGUGAUGCCCCACCUGGAACAACUGUUCCUGCAGUUCAACCAGCUGCCCCACCUGGACACCAGCCUGUGGCGGAUGGAGCGGUUGCGUGCGCUGGACCUGAGCCACAACCGGCUCGGCUUUCUGAUGACCUUCCUGGAGGAGCUACCGGCACUGCGGACCCUGGAGCUUCACCAUAACCCCUGGAACUGUGCGUGGCUCGCCGGAAUGCUGGACCGGGUGGACGGCCGCCACCAGAUGGCGCCAGCCGUGCAGGAGGAUGAGGCCCAGUGCGCAGCGGGACCGCUGCUCGACGGGCGACUUUGCUGUGCCGAAAACGCCACCGCUCCCGAUCCGAUGCUGCUGCUCGUGACCCGCACCGGGAUCGUCGAUGAGCUGCAGCAGCAAAUCCACGGGGCCCGCGACCAGAUCCAUGCGCUCGAGGAACGGGAACGCAAACAGGACGCUCUGUUCCGCGGGCUGACGAAAAGAUUGGACCAAAUCGAACAGCUCUGUGCGGCCAACCGCCCAGAGGCUUAAGGAAGUCACCUGGUGGUCCUGUGUAUCCCUUUGUUGAGUUUAUUGCAAGAAAGAACCUAACUGUAAACAUGCAGCGGUGAAGCGGGGUCAGCGUUCACGAGGCGGUACGCCUUCUCGACGACCUGCUCCAUCGGGAGGAUCCGUUGCUCGAGGGCCCGGUUCGUGGUGUCCAGCUGGGCCACCAGCGUCCGGAGCUGCAUGGCCCGUUCCCCCAGGCUGCGCAGCCGGCUCUCGUGCUGGUCGGUCCUUCCGGCGUACACCCGGAUACCCUUGCGCAGCCGUUCGAUGAGGGUCCUCGCCCGCUCGAUGCUUACCCCGAGCGUCUGCUGGUGGAUCGCAUCGAUCGACGGGGUGGGCCGUGUGUGGCGCCGGUACAGAUCCUCCGCCGACUGUUGCAGGUCCGCCAGCGAUCGCUUCACGGUGUCCGCCAGCCGUUCCAAUCGAUCCGCUUCCUCCUGGGUCGUUUUCUUCAGUCGGGCGAGUGAGCUUUCAAGCUCAGCCUGCGCGGCGGUGGCUCGCUCCAGUGGCUCCCUGAGCUGAUGCUGCCAGUCCGAGAUCCGGUCCUUCGCGGUGUUUGUCUCCGUUUUGAACGCGUACUGCAAGAGGUCGAAGCGCCGCUGCAGUCCACUCAGUUCGUCCCAGUGCGCCCCGAACACGUCGGUCGAGAAGUCGUGCUCGGCCGCCUCGAUGCAGCAGACGUUCUGAAGGUUCCGCAUCGAAAGCCGCUCACAGCGGGUGGCCUCGUCCCGAUCGGUGACACUGACACGCCGAUCCUCAAAGUAGAGCUGGGCCUUGCUGAGCCAAUCACAGCUCCACUCAUUCCCGGCGUACGCAAUGCGUUCCAGCGCCUCUCCGAAGUCCCGUAACUCGCCCUCCACCAGGUACAGGUUGUUGCCGGAUAGAUCGAGCGCGGUGAGCGAAUCCAGGUGCCAACCGGUAAACUUGAGCGUCACCAGUUUGUUCCCCGCCAGCGACAGGUGCCGCAGCUUGAGCAGGAGCGCCCCGUUGACCGGCACGUCGCCCAGUUCCACACUGAACACCCGGUUCGAGGCCAGCGAAAGGCUGUGCAAUUCGGUCAGGUUGGCAAAGUCGGACAGCUGGACCCGCUCGAGCAGAUUCCCGUCCAGCGAGAGAACCCGCAGGCGCUGGAACUUCCCGUCGAACCGGGGCACGGCCCGCAGUCGGUUGUGGGUGAGCGUCAGGGAACUGAGCUGGUGGUCAGUACCGCCCGGUUC
Anopheles cruzii is the source of this 2861-nucleotide messenger RNA. RefSeq lists its product as uncharacterized. Bases 46 to 1626 code for a protein of 526 amino acids. The transcript is spliced from 2 exons. Gene Ontology annotation, molecular function: protein binding. The record is from RefSeq and is a predicted model, not a curated record. Lineage: Eukaryota; Metazoa; Arthropoda; Insecta; Diptera; Culicidae.